Brassica oleracea var. oleracea is the source of this 1671-nucleotide messenger RNA. RefSeq names its product zinc finger protein ZAT4. The transcript has a single exon. The record is from RefSeq and is a predicted model, not a curated record. Gene Ontology annotation, molecular function: DNA-binding transcription factor activity. The coding region runs from base 238 to 1644 and encodes 468 amino acids. Lineage: Eukaryota; Viridiplantae; Streptophyta; Magnoliopsida; Brassicales; Brassicaceae.
ACUCUUGUGCUAUAGCCUCUUCUUAUUUUCUCUCUAUUGCCUCUUCUCAAUCUUCAACUUCUUCCAUAACUCCUUCUCCUUUGUCCUUUACUAGAUUUUCAUAUCCGUGAGAUUUUGUUGAGGUGUAGAGAUUGUCUUCUUCACUAAGUUAGGGAUAAGAAGGAACCCUAAUUAUCAGCUGGUGAGAUCUUUCAGCUUUAAUCUGAGCUUUGGCUUUCUGUUGGUUCAAACAAGCAAAUGGACCAGUGUCGAUUCUCACAUGGUAGACCCAGGUUUGGAUCUAUCAAGUUUAAAGUUCCAAACUCAUCACAGCCUUUCAUUUCUCAGAAAAGAAAAGAGAUGGAAGAAGAAGAUCAAGCUGAAGAAGAAGCUAAAAGCAUCGGUUUCAGGGAAGAAGAAGAAGGUGAGGAUGAUGAUGGAGCUAAGAGUAUUGAAGAAGAAGAGAAGAAGCAUAUAUGCUGUGAAUGUGGUAAACGUUUUAAGUCAGGCAAGGCGUUAGGCGGUCAUAAAAGGAUUCAUGUGCUGGAAGCUCGGAAAUUUUCAAUGGUGAGACCGAAGAUGGUGGCUGGUGUGGUUGGUAGAUCUGAUGAGAGAGAUGACUUCGAAGUUGAUUGCUGUGUUUGUCAUAAGAAGUUUACAUCGAUGAAGGCUUUGUAUGGACAUAUGAGGUUUCAUCCAGACAGAGGAUGGAAAGGUGUUUUGCCUCCUCAUCAUCAUCAUCCACUUGAUCAUGAUAGUGGUGAGUUUAUAAGCUCUGAUUAUGAUGAUGAUGAUGAUGAUGAUGAUGGUGAUCAUGAGGAUGAUGAUGAUGAUGAGAACUCGGAGUUAUGGGAUAAUCAUUGGGAAUUGGAUAACGUGGUUGACCUUAAGGACUCAAUCAAAGGAUGGGCGGUGACAGGAAAGAGAGGAAGGAGAAGUGCUUUGAAGGAUCCACCACCAGAAGAUGUUGAUGCUAAGGAUCUAUUGUUCUUAGCUACUACAGCAGAAGCUGUAGAUCUCGAUGCUGCAGAGACUUGUGAUUCACGCUCGGUUGAAGAGAUGAUGAAGAAGAGGAAAAAGAAGAGGAAAAGAUUGUCUGAGAUGGAGAAAGAAUCAACAUCUAGUCAUGAUCAUCAUCAGCUUGAGGUUGGUGCUGCUUCUGCUGCUGAGGAAGGUGGUGGUGGUGCACGUGAGAAGCACGUGUGUGUGACUUGCAACAAGUCGUUUGCUUCUUAUCAAGCUUUAGGAGGUCAUAGAGCGAGUCACAACAAGGUCAAGAUUUCGGAGAAUCAUCAAGCUAGGGCUAACAGUGAAGCUUUGUUACUUGGAACCGAAGCAAUGAUGACCGGUUUAGCUAGUGCUCAAGGACCAAACACUUCUUUGAGCAUUGGCAAUAAGGGAGAUCAUGUUUGUAACAUUUGUCAGAAAAGUUUCACAACAGGUCAAGCUCUUGGAGGUCACAAGAGAUGCCACUGGCCUGGACCAACUUCUAAUGAGGCUGCAACCGCUCCUGUACCAGCUUCUAAUGAAUCUGCAACCACUGCUCCAACCCCUCUAGUAGCAUGUUCUUCUAGUCAAGUAACAGAGACAGUGCAAGAGGAGAAGAAAUUGAAGAGAAAGUUUCUAGAGUUUGACUUGAAUGAGUUGCCACCUAAUGAAGAGUAAGGAGUGCAAGAAACGUAUAUAUGCAGA